CUUCCCACUGGGGCGACCCACCUCCCCCUUCUCUCACUCUCUCGUUCUCUCUCUCAGCGUCCGCGCGAUUUCGAGGGUUUUCUCGAAGGGAAGAGAAAAAAUCUCUCGGGGUUCGCCGUCAUCUCGCUCCGAUUCGCCCCCGGCGCCUCCGUCGAGGAGAAUCUCGCUUGCAGGAGCCAACGGUAGCUACUCCUGUUUCCAUGGUUUGACUGGAAACUGGGCAGCGGGAGAAGAAGGCAUGGAAGGAGAUGAGCAGCAUCAGGUUGCUCUUGUAUGCGCUAUCUGCGGUGCUUUCUUCUGUGUCUUAAGUCCGCUUAGUUUUUGGAUUCUCUGGGCUGUAAAUUGGAGGCCGUGGCGGAUAUACAGUUGGAUAUAUGCAAGAAAAUGGCCUGAUAUUAUACAAGGACCUCACUUAGGUGUGGUUGCUGGUGUUCUAUCACUAAUUGCAUGGGUUAUUGUUCUUUCCCCCAUUGUUCUGCUAAUAACAUGGGGAGCCAUAAUUAUUGGACUUCUGAGACGCAAUAUAAUUGGUUUAGCUUUAAUAAUUGCUGGCACGGCUCUUUUACUGGCAUUCUAUUCUAUAAUGCUUUGGUGGCGGACACAAUGGCAAAGCUCAAGGGGAGUUGCUUAUCUUCUUCUCCUGGCUGUGGCAUUACUUUGUGCCUAUGAGUUCUGCGCUGUCUAUGUAACUGCUGGUGCGAGUGCUUCUGAGCAAUAUUCACCAUCUGGAUUCUUCUUUGGUGUAUCUGUAAUUGCACUAGCCAUCAAUGUUCUUUUCAUUUGCAGAAUUGUCUUUAAUGGAAAUGGAUUUGAUGUUGAUGAAUAUGUACGGAGAUCAUACAAAUUUGCAUAUUCUGAUUGUGUUGAAGUUGGAGCUGUUGCUUGCUUAACUGAACCACCAGAUCCAAAUGAGUUGUACAUGCGUAAAUCUAGCAGGGCUUUACACCUAGGACUUCUGUAUCUUGGUUCUGUGACUGUUCUUGUAGUGUAUGCAGUUUUGUAUUGGCUGACAGCAAAAGAAGCUCGUUGGCUGGGGGCAGUAACUUCAGUUGCUGUUCUUGUUCUCGAUUGGAAUAUGGGUGUUUGUUUGUUUGCAUUCGAGAUAGUCAGAAGUCGCAUAGUAGCACUAUCUGUUGCUGGAAUAUCCAGAAUAUUCCUCAUCUGCUUUGGAGUGCAUUACUGGUAUCUGGGUCAUUGCAUAAGUUAUGCUUUUGUAGCAUCUGUCCUUUUAGGUGCAAUUGUUUCUCGUCGAUUAUUUGUCUCCAACCCAUUGUUUGAAAGGAGAGUUGCUUUAAGAAGUACUGUAUUACGUCUUAGAGAAGGAUUCCGGCGCAAUGGGCAAAAUAGUUCCUCAAGUUCUUCUGAAGGUUGUGGAUCGAGUGUGAAACGUAGUAGUAGUAGUGUUGAAGCAGGUCAUCAAGCAAGUUCUGUGGAUGAUAUUUAUGGAAAUAACCAUAUUUCUAUGAGUGCCAAUAACAGGAAAAAUAUGCUUUUUGGUCGUUCUCGCAGUUGUCAAGAAGAUGCUAAUUGUGAUAAGAAUGUAGAUAGCGGAAGGGAAAGUUUAGCAUUACGAAGCAAUUCAUGCCGCUCUGUUCAUGAUUCUGAAGUGGUCAGAACUACUGAUAGACAUCUUGAUCACAAUACUUCCCUUAUUACUUGUUCUAGCAGUGGUCUAGAAAGCCAAGGCUGUGAGUCGAGUGGAUCCGGCGCACCAUCCAUAAAUCAUUCUGGUUUAGACAUGAAUAUUGCUCUAAUUUUACAGGACAGGCUGAAUGAUCCAAGGAUUACAUCUAUUUUGAAAAGAAAAACUGGGCUUUCAGACCAUGAAUUAGCUAGUCUUCUUCAAGAUAAGGGCCUUGAUCCAAAUUUCACUUUCAUGUUGAAGGAGAGAGGGCUUGAUCCUAGACUUUUAUCUUUGCUGCAGAGAAGUAGUUUAGAUGCAGACAGAGAGCAUCAAGAUGCUACAGAUGCUCCUGUUCCUGAUUCUGGUAGAUUGGACAGUACCGUCCCGAAUCAAAUAUCUUUAUCGGAAGAACUUAGACAGAGGGGACUGGAAAAAUGGCUCAGGUUUUCUAGGCUUAUGCUACAUCAAAUAGCUGGUACUGCUGAACGUGCUUGGAUCUUUCUUACUUUGGUUUUCAUAGCAGAGACAGUGCUUGUGUCAAUUUUCAGACCUAAGCCUGUUAAAGUAAUUAAUGCUACUCAUGAACAGUUUGAAUUUGGUUUCUCUGUUCUGCUUCUCUCACCAGCUGUCUGUUCAAUCAUGGCAUUCCUGUGGUCUCUGCACGCAGAAGGAAUGUCAAUGACAUCUAGGCCUCGCAAGUAUGGUUUCAUCGCGUGGCUCUUGACUACAUGUGUAGGUUUACUUCUCUCAUUCCUAAGCAAAUCAUCUCUAAUAUUGGGAUUAGCUCUGACAUUUCCACUUAUGGUGGCAAGUCUUUCGGUUGCCCUCCCAAUUUGGAUGCACAAUGGUUACUGUUUCUGGAUAUCAGGAGGGCUUGAAAGUCAUGGAAACAGACAUCAGUCCUCUAGGAAGGAGGCCAUUAUGCUUGCAGGCAGUCUAUGCAUAUUUAUGGGAUCGGUUGCAGCUCUUGGUGCAAUCAUAUCUGCAAAGCCCUUAGAUGAUUUAGGUUACAAAGGUUGGAACACAAACCAAAACAGCAUCUACUCUCCUUACACAACGUCUAUGUACUUGGGUUGGGCUCUAGCUUCAGCAAUUGCUUUAGUAUUUACUGCUGGAAUGCCCAUUGUGGCAUGGUUUGCAACAUAUCGUUUCUCAUUCUCAUCUGCUAUAUGUCUUGGUUUUUUCACUGUUGUUCUUGUUGCCUUUUGUGGCACAUCAUAUUGGGGCGUGUUGAGUUCUCGAGAUAGAAUUCCAAUGAAGGCUGAUUUUCUUGCUGCCCUACUUCCAUUGGUUUGCAUCCCUGCCUUUUUGUGUCUGUUCACGGGUUUGUAUAAAUGGAAAGAUGAUGAUUGGAAACUCUCUCGAGGAGUUUAUGCCUUCAUUGGCAUUGGCUUUACAUUAUUGCUUGGUGCUUUAUCAGCUCUGACAGUUAUGGUAGCACCUUGGACGGUUGGAGUAGCUUUCCUUUUAGUUAUACUUCUUAUCCUUCUAGCGAUUGGUGUGAUUCACUAUUGGGCCUCAAAUAAUUUCUAUCUUACAAGGACUCAAAUGUUAUUUGUUUGUUUUCUUGCUUUUCUUCUGGCUCUUUCUGCAUUUCUUUUGGGGCUUUUCGAAGGCAAACCUUUUGUUGUAAAG
Messenger RNA from Zingiber officinale, 3259 nucleotides. Its product is annotated as calpain-type cysteine protease ADL1-like. Lineage: Eukaryota; Viridiplantae; Streptophyta; Magnoliopsida; Zingiberales; Zingiberaceae. Gene Ontology annotation, molecular function: microtubule binding. The annotation marks the transcript as partial. The record is from RefSeq and is a predicted model, not a curated record. The transcript is spliced from 16 exons.